AUGAAGAAACUCCUUCUCCCUCCUCUGCCUCUCUACCUCCUUCCCCUGUUUCUGCAAAUUGUCACCCUACAUCUUGCCGGACCAAACCCCGACCCACCUCCAUACAUUCCGGUCGAUGCUAUCACCGUUCAAUGCGGCUAUUCCGGCCAGCUGGUCAAUCAGGUUGACGGCCGAAAUUGGACUGGAGACAUAAAUUCAGAAUUUUUACCCGUUGAAGUACACCAAGCUGCAAGUUACACAUCCCUCGUAAGAGAGGCACCUCCGUCGUCCUCCUUUGCCAGCGGAGCUGUGCCGUACAACAGAUCACGGCUGUCUCGCUCUGAAUUUACAUACACAUUUCCACUCACCACCGGCCAAAAGUUCAUUCGUCUGUAUUUCAACCCUGUUUCAUACGGUGUUGACUUCGACCGCUCCAAUGCAGUCUUCUCCGUCAAAGCUGGUAGCUUUACCCUUCUCCACAACUUCAACACUUCUUUCAUUGCCGAUGCUUCUGGGAUGGAGACAAUAUACAGAGAAUUCUGUGUAAGCAUUGAGGAGGGAGAAGAGAGUUUGAACAUCACAUUCAUUCCAAGCCGGGCAAGCCCAGAUGCGCAUGCCUUUAUCAACGGCAUUGAAAUUGUAUCCAUGCCCAGCAAUCUUUACUACACUCCAGCGCACAGCGAUGGGAUUGCCUUUGUUGGCAACCAAAUCAACGUCCGCAUUGAAAACACUACUGUUCUAAAGAUGCUCUACCGAUUGAAUGUCGGGGGAGCCUUACUACUUCCCAAGAAAGAUACUGGCAUGUACCGCAAAUGGGAUAGUUAUGAUGAGGAGAAAAGUUACUUGGGCACUUCAAGUUUAAGUUUGAGCCACGUUCUGCAACAAAAUACUAGUAUAGAACUCAACUUUAACACAAUUGCAAAGUACACUGCGCCAAAAGAAGUUUACCAAACCGGUCGGUCAAUGGGUGAGGACGCCAACAUAAACAAGAGCUUUAAUCUCAUCUGGCAAUUUCCUGUAGAUUCCGAGUUUUCAUACCUGGUUAGGCUUCAUUUUUGUGAGUUUCAGCCUGAAAUCACCAAGGUUAGAGACCGAAUUUUUACCAUCCAAAUUGCCAAUCUAACCGCAGAACAAGGAGCCGACGUAAUUGACUGGAGUGGUGGAAAGGAGAGACCAGUGUACAGAGACUAUUUGGUAUCCAUGUCUACCGCCGCUGGUGGAACCCCGAGCAAAGUUAACCUCUCUGUCGCAUUGCAAGCAAAUCCAAAUGCUGGAAUCUUGAAUGGGAUUGAAAUCUUCAAGCUAAGUGACUCAAAUGGCAAUCUUGCUGGACCCACCGAUUUGACGCCGUCAAGUUCAGUAAAACACAACACCAAGUCCAAUCGUAUACUCGCCAUUGCUGCCGGUGUAGCUUCCGGCCUCCUUGUGCUCUCUGUCCUUUUUGGAUUCCUGAUUUUCAGGCGACGACUGAAAGCCAAGUCCUUUGUCUCCAUCCACGGGCCGACCAAGUCAAUAGAGACUCGCGGGUCAUCUUUACCCCCUUAUUUAUGUCGUUACUUUCCACUGGUUGAGAUCAAAGCCGCCACACAAAACUUCAAUGAUAGUUUCAUCAUUGGAGUUGGCGGGUUUGGGAACGUGUACAAAGGCUAUAUCGACGACGGUGGGGCUACACCUGUAGCUAUCAAACGGCUAAAACCCGAGUCAUCACAGGGUGCCCAUGAGUUCAAGACGGAAAUCGAGCUGCUCUCCCAGCUCCGCCACCGCCAUUUAGUGUCUCUCAUUGGAUAUUGUACAGACGACAAUGAGAUGAUCUUGGUGUACGAUUAUAUGGCACGUGGGACCCUCGCCGACCGUCUGUACCACAAUGGUAACCCGCCUCUUUCUUGGGAGCAACGACUUCAAAUUUGUAUUGGCGCGGCACGAGGGUUGAGCUACCUUCAUACCGGGGCCAAGGGCACCAUCAUCCACCGUGACGUGAAGAGCACGAACAUUUUAUUGGAUGAGAAGUGGGUGGCCAAAGUAUCGGACUUUGGAUUGUCAAAAAUGGGCACCACCGACACGUCCAAGACUCACAUUAGUACAAUGGUGAAAGGUAGUUUCGGAUAUUUGGACCCGGAAUACUACCGACGUCAACGGCUAACUGAGAAGUCGGACGUGUAUUCGUUUGGUGUAGUAUUGUGUGAGGUACUGUGUGCAAGGCCGGCUGUGAUGCAUACGGUGGAGCUGAGACAAAUGAACUUGGCUGAGUGGGUCAGGAGCUGUCAUCGCGACGGGGAACUUGAUCAAAUUAUUGAUCCAAGCAUAAGGGGUAAGAUUGAAAUUCAGUGUCUGAAUCAGUUUGUUGAGAUUGCAAUGAGUUGCAUGAAUGAUAAUGGGAUCGACCGGCCGUCAAUGAAUGAUGUUGUGAGGGCGCUUGAGCUUGCAUUGCAGCUCCACCGCAACUGCAUUGAAAGGAACAAUGAGGUUGCCUUCGUCAAUGACAGUGCCGAUGCCGAACUUAGAAGUGCUACGCCAGGUUGCGCUACAGAUGAAUCCAUCCAAUGUAUAUCUGAGACGAUCUUUUCUGAGAUUAAUGAUCCAAAUGGGAGAUAA
Messenger RNA from Prunus mume (Japanese apricot), 2571 nucleotides. The record is from RefSeq and is a predicted model, not a curated record. NCBI's taxonomy places the organism in Eukaryota, Viridiplantae, Streptophyta, Magnoliopsida, Rosales, Rosaceae.